Messenger RNA from Octodon degus (degu), 1344 nucleotides. It is a transcript of the gene Abhd5, whose product is annotated as abhydrolase domain containing 5. NCBI's taxonomy places the organism in Eukaryota, Metazoa, Chordata, Mammalia, Rodentia, Octodontidae. Gene Ontology annotation, cellular component: lipid droplet. Bases 59 to 1105 code for a protein of 348 amino acids. Gene Ontology annotation, biological process: positive regulation of triglyceride catabolic process; negative regulation of triglyceride storage. The transcript has 7 exons. The record is from RefSeq and is a predicted model, not a curated record.
GGCCGGUUCAGUCGGCCUGACAGCCGGCUUCCAGACGCGGCCGGAGGCUCUCGCGGCCAUGGCUGCGGAGGAGGAGGUGGACUCGGCGGACGCCAGCCAGGGGUCAGGAUGGCUAGCAGGCUGGCUUCCCACCUGGUGCCCAACAUCUCCACUGCUCCUUAAAGAAGCUGAAGAGAAAAUGUUAAAAUGUGUCCCUUGCAUUUACCAGAAAGAACCUGUUCUUAUAUCUAAUGGAAAUAAAAUAUGGACGCUGAAGUUCUCUGAGAAUAUUUCAAAUAAGACUCCACUUAUCCUCCUCCAUGGUUUCGGAGGAGGCCUUGGACUGUGGGCACUGAAUUUUGGAGCUCUUUCUACUGACAGGCCCGUCUAUGCUUUUGACCUGUUGGGCUUUGGACGGAGCAGUAGACCCAGAUUUGACAGCGAUGCGGAGGAAGCGGAGAAUCAGUUUGUGGAAUCCAUCGAGGAGUGGAGGUGUGCGCUGGGGCUGGACAGGAUGAUCCUGCUUGGACACAACCUGGGGGGCUUCUUGGCUGCUGCCUACUCACUGAAGUACCCGCUGAGGGUCAGCCACCUCAUCUUAGUGGAGCCCUGGGGUUUUCCUGAACGCCCGGACCUUGCUGAUCAAGACAGACCAAUUCCCGUUUGGAUCAGAGCCUUGGGAGCAGCACUGACCCCCUUUAACCCACUGGCUGGCCUCAGGAUUGCAGGCCCCUUCGGUCUGAGUCUAGUGCAGCGUCUGAGGCCUGAUUUCAAGCGGAAGUACUCUUCGAUGUUUGAAGACGACACUGUGGCGGAGUACAUUUACCACUGUAACGUGCAGACCCCCAGUGGCGAGACUGCCUUCAAGAACAUGACCAUCCCCUAUGGCUGGGCAAAAAGGCCCAUGCUUCUGCGCAUCGGGAAGCUGCACCCUGACGUGCCUGUGACCGUCAUCUUCGGGGCCCGCUCCUGCAUCGAUGGCAACUCCGGCAGCAGCAUCCAGUCCCUGCGGCCGCAGUCCUACGUGAAGACCAUCGCCAUCCUCGGGGCUGGGCACUACGUGUACGCGGAUCAGCCAGAGGAGUUCAACCAGAAGGUGAAGGAGAUCUGCGGUUCCGUGGACUGAGGGACACCCUGGCCCAGCGCCCGGAGACGGCACAGCUCUGCGUGGCCAGAGCGUGUGACACGGCCAGCGCAGACGGCCACCUCCCACUGUGCCUUGCGCCUGGUGCCCGCGGGGAGGCACUGCACAUGUACACCAGCCAGUGCCUUCUAGAAGAAUGGGUCUCCUCUCCGCAUACAACCGAAAGACAGGAGUCUCCAAAUUUAGUAACUUUAAAUAAAAGGUUGUUUGUCCCUCUGCUA